Molecule: messenger RNA, 1851 nt
Organism: Girardinichthys multiradiatus
Lineage: Eukaryota; Metazoa; Chordata; Actinopteri; Cyprinodontiformes; Goodeidae
Gene: trim63b
Product: tripartite motif containing 63b
Exons: 1
Coding region: 531-1565 (344 amino acids)
Molecular function (GO): zinc ion binding
Source: RefSeq, a predicted model, not a curated record
GUAUUUAUUUAUAUAUUACUUAUUAAUAUGAAAGUUUGGAUCUACAUUGUUGACCCGAUGAAACGGAGCGUCCUGUCCUGCAUGCUGUGGAACCGAAAACAGAUCCCAGAACCGGCUGGAACAGACGUUAUGGAAAAACAUCAUGUUGACAUUUGUUUGUUUAUCCGUGCGCCGGUGUUCCUCCGAGCCGGUCACAUGGACCUUGUUUGUCUCGGUCCAGCCCAGCGGCUCCGUUCAAGGAGACGCCGAGCCCACUGGGACAUGAGACACAUGCAGCUCCAGGUGGGGGGGGGGUUUCUGUGAAAAGAUCCCAGGCCGGCCAGCGGGCAGGAAUGUUUGCUCCCGUUGGUGGAGAGGGAUCAGGUGUCACCAGCUGUAGGGGCUCAUAUAAAGGACAGAGCUGCGAGCAUGGACCAGAAUAGAAACCAACACUUCCAGAGAACUGCUCGCACAAGAAGAAAAGUCUUCCAGUCCACUCUCUGUUUUCAGAAAGAUCUUUAAGCUUUCUGUUUGAGCAACACCUUUCCACCAUGGACCUCCAGAGAACAGGAUCGAUGGUCCGGCCACCCAGCCCCAUGGACAGCCUAGAGAAGCAACUGAGCUGUCCCAUCUGCCUGGACAUGUUCACCAAGCCCGUGGUGAUCCUGCCCUGCCAGCACAACUUGUGCCGCAGCUGUGCCAGCGACCUCUACGACUCCCGCAACCCAUACCGCUUCUCCGGAGGCGUCUUUCGCUGCCCCACCUGCCGCUUUGAGGUCGUCCUUGACCGACACGGUGUUCACGGCCUCCAGCGCAACCUGCUGGUGGAAAACAUCAUCGACAUCUACAAACAGCAACAGGAAGGGAAGAGCGACAACACAGAGACCCUGAAGUCCAAGGAAUCCAAAGAGCCGAUGUGUCAGGAGCACGAAGACGAGAGGAUCAACAUCUACUGCGUGAGCUGCCAGGUCCCCACCUGCUCCAUGUGCAAAGUAUUUGGCCAGCACAAAGACUGCGAGGUGGCACCUUUAGCAUCCAUCUACCAGACCCAGAAAGGAGAACUGAGCAAUGCCAUCGACACGCUGGUGGCCAGUAACAGCCGUCUGCAGGUUCUGCUGAACCAGAUGGAGGACGCCUGCCGUGCCGUGCAGGAAAACUCUCAGCGGGCCAAACAAGGCCUGGCUGAGCGAUUUGAUCUCCUGUACGCUGUCCUAGAAGAACGAAAGGCCAUUCUGCUGGAUCAGAUCGGGAAGGAGCAGGACGAGAAGGUCGCGGCUCUGCGGGCCCUCGCUCAGAGGUACGGGGAGCGCCUGCAGGCCACCUCCGAGCUGACGGAUACGGCCGUGAGGGCCCUGGAGCAGAGCGGAGCCGCCGAGUUUCUUCUGGCCUCCAAGGGCCUCAUCACAAAGACUAAAGACGCUGCCAAGGCCUCGCUGGGCGAAGAGCGGCCAGAGCCGGGCUUCGAGAAGAUGGACCACUUCACUCUGUCCACAGAACACGUGGAGGCUGUUCUCUCUAAAAUGGACUUUGGAGCUGCAGAUGAUGAAGACUUUGCAGAUGCUGAGGAGGAAGAGGAGGAAGAAUAAGUUAGAUAUGUGCAUUAGAAGGACUGAAACAGGAAUGUUGACCACAAAGAUGAAGGUCAGGGAGGGCUCCUCUCAGUGCAAUAUUUAACUCUAACGUCAUUCAUUGUUUUCUUAACUUCUUUUUAUACUUUUCUAUUUUACAUCCAGUUCAGUGAAAAAGUUUAGAGUUGAAAUGUUUGAAGUUGUAGCUUCUGGAAAGAUUUUCUCAUGAUUUGUUCGUUUGAUGAUUAGCUGAUUGUCACCAAGUCUGUCUUUACUGAUACUUGAAAUAAAGUUCCAGUUUGUC